AUGUCCAGAGCAGUAGAGUUGGUAAAGCAAUACGCUUCUACUGGGCGUAUUAAGGUCCCUCAAUUUGGGGAUACCGUCCAUAAUGACAGUUGUGUGCUGUCUAUGGAUACACCAUUGUAUCCUGUAGAGGGUCUGUAUGUAUCGUUGGAGGAAGGUUGGAAGGGGUAUGGUAGGCCUUUUCUCGAUGUUGAUAUCAAUAACCACGACAUAAGCAGUGCAUCAGGAGCUGUGGUGUACUUACAUAUCAAUACUAAAUUGAUUCCAAAAAAGAAGGAGGAUGAUGAUGAGGAGAAAGAGCCGACCAAGUUGGCAAUAGGGGUCCAAGGGGGAUUUGAUGGUGGCAAGGAUUAUGAGGAGGAAAAAGAUUAUAGAAUUGCAGUAGUCCCCUAUUGUAAUGGGAAGGCGGAUACUGAGUGGUUGUAUCUGUCCCUGGAUGACCUGUCGGACCUGCCCGAGAUCGUGGGUGAGGCUGUUUUUGCCAUUAUCGAUCAUAAGGGUGCCGAGGAUGAUGCCGCUGUGAUGGCUUGGGAGGCGGGGGAGGAGGAGCGGCCUGUCAGCAAGUAUGCGGCUGAGCUAGUUCAGGAGGUGCCGGUGAAGAGGAUAAGCCCUAACUCGGCUGAUUGGUAUUGUGAGAAGUCUGGGGAUAGGGAGAAUCUUUGGUUGAAUCUCUCUGACGGAUAUAUAGGUGGCGGUAGGCGUAAUUGGGACGGUAGUGGUGGUAGCAAUGGGGCAUUGGAGCAUUAUCUUGAGAUGAAGGAUCAGGGCAAGAUGUACCCCUUGGUGGUUAAAUUGGGCACUAUCACGCCUAAGGGAGUGGCUGAUGUAUUCUCCUAUGCUGAGGAUGAGGAUACUAUGGUCAGUGAUCCGAAGCUGGCACAGCAUCUGGAGCAUUGGGGUAUCGACGUGAUGAAGAUGUCCAAAACGGAUAAGUCUAUGGCCGAGAUGGAGGUUGAACUUAACAAGGAGUUUGCCUUUGAUCGGAUCACUGAGGCUGGCAAGGAGUUGGAUAGAGUGCGAGGCCCGGGUUUGGUGGGGCUUAGGAAUCUCGGGAAUAGCUGUUAUAUUAAUAGCUUCCUACAGCUGAUAUUUAGUGGUAGUGUGGAGGCUUUGAAGAGGAGGUAUGUGGAUGAGAAUGGUGUGUUGAGGAGGAGUAUGGCUCAGAAGGGAGCGUUGGAUAAUGAAGGGAGCCCACAGAGAACUGUGUUGGAAGUGGCUAAGCUGACCAACGCCCUCAAUGGGACGAGGUACUGUCCUCCGAUACCACAGGGAGAGGAGGAAAGGAAGUUGGACCCUUUUAAUGGUAUGUUGGCACCAGUUAGUCUACGGAAGCACUUUGGCAAGGGUCAUCCCGACUUCUCGACCUCAUCACAGCAGGAUGCAGCGGAGUGA
Messenger RNA from Perkinsus marinus ATCC 50983, 1389 nucleotides. Its product is annotated as ubiquitin specific protease 5, putative. Gene Ontology annotation, biological process: protein deubiquitination. Bases 1 to 1389 code for a protein of 462 amino acids. Lineage: Eukaryota; Perkinsozoa; Perkinsida; Perkinsidae. The transcript is spliced from 10 exons. Gene Ontology annotation, molecular function: cysteine-type deubiquitinase activity; zinc ion binding. The record is from RefSeq and is a predicted model, not a curated record.